Messenger RNA from Ricinus communis (castor bean), 1439 nucleotides. RefSeq lists its product as uncharacterized. The record is from RefSeq and is a predicted model, not a curated record. The transcript is spliced from 6 exons. Lineage: Eukaryota; Viridiplantae; Streptophyta; Magnoliopsida; Malpighiales; Euphorbiaceae. The coding region runs from base 1 to 912 and encodes 303 amino acids.
AUGGGUUUCUUUUUGAUAAAGCUACAAACUUUAUAUCCAUUUUUUAAGUUUACAGGCCCAAGCCAGUUUAAAGCUUUCACCUUUCUGCACACAAAAACUAGUAGGAAGCAACAGUCUGCUGCUAACGGUGCCAAUUUUUUACUGAGAUCGAUCGGAGCAAAAUUGGAGCAAAUGGCUGCAGCUUUUGUUGAUCUUAAACAAAUCUUGAAAUGGGAGAAAUUGACACCUAAAGAAGAAAGUGUACUUCGUGCAUGCGAAUUUAAAGCUGUUAGGGGUCUUAUGAAUGGAGCUCUUAUUGGUGGCACUGUUGCAUUUGCAGCAACGCGGAAGCUAGAUAGAUUUUCUCAGGUCUUUCUUUCAGUAGGAGUCGCUGGUCUCCUUGGAUUGGAGAUAUUUGACAGGUCCAUGAAUUCAUGCCUUGAUGAUAUUCUUAAUCUGAAUGGAAGUAGGAUUCAGAGAGAGUUAGCAAAUAUUAUUGUGAACAAACAUCAGGAUAAUCCUUGGACAAUGCAACGUAUGCAUAGGCUUUUCUAUCAAGAAAAAGUUUUUGAUGACUCAAGCUUAGAUAAACCAAUAUUAAAAUGGCGUUAUCGAAAUUUCUUUGGGAAUGAUUGUGUUCAUGGUCGAAGGACAAACUACAGCGACUCACAUGUCUUGCACAAUUAUUCUGAUAGCAAAGAGGUUCCUCUUGCAGCCAAGCAAGUUCCUAUGAACCCUGAUGUUGAUAUGAUGGAAGAUCCUUUAGAUAGUAUUUUCGGUCACAUGGCACCAAUGGAGGAGAUCCGCCAUCUGAGCUCCUCAAGCACACCUAGCAGAGCAGAUACUCGUAGCCACAGGAGAUCUCGCCGUAGGCGUCGGCUGCAAAAUUAUGAAUCUUUAGGCUUGAAAGAUGCACAACCACAACUAGUUUAAACUUGAUGAAUUGGGAGGAAAAGGAAUAAUUGCCGCAAUUUUGAAAGUGAAACCUUUGUCGAUUGCGUUAUUCAAUUUUCCUACUAUUAUGCAUGAGUAUCUAUUACAUUGUAUAGGCAAUUUUUUGUUGUUUUCUUGCAAGCACUUGUAGAACAUGAAAAUUCAAUAUGUUUAGUGCAGUGUAGAAAGUAUGCCAAGUGGUGGCAUAAUCCUUGCCAUCCUGGUGGUGGAACUGGCCUUGUUGGAUUGAUGUUGCCAUUGCUGAGAAAUUGUAAUACUAAGAUUGGCCUCAAACGAAAAAGAGGAAAGAUGGAGGUUGAAUUGAAGCGCUGCACAAUUGGGGGAAGAUAGCUAUCCUCAUUGCUUGAGGUUAAGUUUUGACAUUCCCAAUUAUUACUUGCCAUUAUGAGAGUUCCUGAAAAAAUCCUUGCACCCAACUUUUAAGUAGAGCAGAAAAAUAUUUUGUGGAAGUAACUUCGGUAAUAGUCUGUGUUUAUAUUCUAAGAAAGGCGCAUUUUGAGACAAAA